Molecule: messenger RNA, 1564 nt
Organism: Setaria italica (foxtail millet)
Lineage: Eukaryota; Viridiplantae; Streptophyta; Magnoliopsida; Poales; Poaceae
Exons: 8
Coding region: 218-1186 (322 amino acids)
Cellular component (GO): membrane
Source: RefSeq, a predicted model, not a curated record
ACCAGGCCACACCAGCGGAGCCACCCAAAGCGAUGCGUGGGUCUUCCCCGCGUCGCCGCAUUGAAUUGCUGCGGUCGCGGCCGUCGCCGUCCCACUCCCCCACCCGACUACCUACCCCUCGCCUCCCCCGCCCUCCCCGCCGCCGCCGCGCGCCUCCGGGCUCCGCGUAAGAGCUACCGUUCCCGCCUCGGCCUCGGCCGGCGCGCGCGGCGAGGCGAUGUCGCUGUCGCCGGCGGACGGCGCGGCGUACUGGCUGCGGUGGCAGGUCUUCGUCUGCGGCGCGCUCAUCGCGCUCCCGGCGGCGGCCGCGGCGGCGCUGCUGCCGCGGCUGCGGAGGGCGGUGCCGCCCCUGCGCGCCACCGACCUGUGGGUCCCCUGCUGGGCGCGCCUCCACCCGGGCUGGCUCCUCGGCUACCGCGCCUUCGCGCUCGCCGCCGCGGUCGCGCUCCUCGCGCGACUCCUCAUCGGCCACGGCAUCUCCGUCUUCUACUUCUACACCCAGUGGACCUUUCUAUUGGUCACCAUAUAUUUUGCGUUUGCAACAGCCAUAUCAGCUCAUGGAUGUUGGGUGUACUCAAAGAAAAGCUCAAGGAAAGCUGAUGAAUCCCAUGGAUUUCUUAAUGACGAUGUUGAAAAUCGUGGCCUUUCCUCUUCUGUAUCUGUAGAGAGGGAAAAGGAUGAGACGAACAAGUUGCCGAGCUAUUAUGAACAAAUAGUGAACGAGAAAAGAGCUGGGUUCUGGGGACGUUGCAUGCAAAUCAUAUACCAGACUAGUGCAGGUGCAACAAUGUUGACUGAUGUCACAUUUUGGGGGCUCCUUGUGCCAUUUUUCUACCGUGACAAGUUUGGGUUAUCAUUGGUCACUGAUGGCAUGCACUCUCUAAAUGCCGUUUUUCUACUCAUAGACACAGUUCUCAACAAUAUGCCUUUUCCCUGGUACCGAAUGGCUUUCUUUGUUUUCUGGAGCUGUGCCUAUGUAACAUUCCAGUGGGUUCUUCAUGCUUGUGGUGGCUUAUCCUGGUGGCCGUACCCAUUUCUGGACCUUUCAUCGUCUGGAGCCCCUCUAUGGUACUUCGGCAUGGCCAUCGCUCACAUCCCCUGCUUCUUUCUUUACUGGUUGAUCGUGAAGGCGAAGCACGCUUACUUCCCAAGGAUGUUCCCACAUGCUUAUGCUAGGACAGUAUAGAUCCAUUUAUCUGAUUACGGACAAGGAUACAUCCCGUAUAAAUAUUGGUAGCAAACUAUUUGACGGUCGCUAGGUUCAAGCGUAUACCAGCAUAAGCAAAGACAAAAGGCUGCCAAAUUUGGUUGCUUUGUAAAUCCUGCAUGAGAUCAAGAGAAGGCAUGAUAGCAGGAGAGGACUGAUUAAUGGCAUUAGUAGCAGCAGGUCUCCCAUUUGACAAAUUUCUGUCUGAAGCUGCAUGAGAAUCAAACAAAAAGGAAGAAGCUAUGUCUGCUCUUACUUCAUGAUUUAAUCUACUCACAGACCAUUUGUUAUUGUUAAACCUGUAAUCAUUCCUCGCUUUCCAAAGCUACCAAAGCCUAGUAAAGACUUCUUGCAACU